This is a messenger RNA of Mandrillus leucophaeus (drill), 1349 nucleotides long. It is a transcript of the gene CENPV, whose product is annotated as centromere protein V. The record is from RefSeq and is a predicted model, not a curated record. NCBI's taxonomy places the organism in Eukaryota, Metazoa, Chordata, Mammalia, Primates, Cercopithecidae. Gene Ontology annotation, molecular function: carbon-sulfur lyase activity. Gene Ontology annotation, biological process: positive regulation of cytokinesis; pericentric heterochromatin formation; regulation of chromosome organization. Gene Ontology annotation, cellular component: nucleus; spindle midzone; kinetochore.
UGAAUACCAGGGCCUGGUGAAGCACACAGGAGGCUGCCACUGUGGAGCAGUUCGUUUUGAAGUUUGGGCCUCAGCAGACUUGCAUAUAUUUGACUGCAAGUACCGGAAUUAUAUAUGAAUAAUAAGCACAUACGAUGGAAUUACUCAAAUGGAGAACUGACCAGGCUACUAACAAUAGAGUCCAGAUUGGAAAAGAAGCACUGUGGAAUAACUUGUGAGAGGAUUCUAUACUAAAUUAGAACUUUUUCAAAGGUGGCCUGAAAAGAGGGGACUUCAGUUUAAUUCCAGAGAUGGUAAUUCUGGGGACGUGUUUUACUUGGAGCUGGACUUUUUGUGACAUGGUGAUGAAGAAAGAGGGCAACCUAAACAUCCUUGUCCAUUUUUGAUGUGGAUGUCUCAGAGACAUCAGGUUGUAGAAGUGUCUGAAAUUUGUUUUCUAAGUGUCUCUGAAGUCCAGCGCUUCUCCUUCACUAUAAAGAACUGGGGGGUGGGCAGUACAGACGUGUCUGUUGGUCCUGUGUUCUGAGCAUUGUGGAGCCUCGACUGCUGACUUGGGACCCCCCCGGGCUCUGCUGUACCUGCAAACCAGAGGCCCUGGAUAUCCAGGCCUUUGCCCCAGCUCCUCAGCCCUGGAUGGUACUGAAAAGAGCCUUAUCUGUGGGGUCGGCUGGCUCUGAAAACGUAUCAGGCUGGGCUGCUCAGGCACAGAGGACGCAGGUGGCUGCUCACAAUCUGGAAUUGCUCUCUUUCUGUAGCUGCAGCAUUUGCAAGAAGAAGCAGAAUAGACACUUCAUUGUUCCAGCUUCUCGCUUCAAGCUCCUGAAGGGAGCUGAGCACAUAACGACUUACACAUUCAAUACUCACAAAGCCCAGCACACCUUCUGUAAGAGAUGUGGCGUUCAGAGCUUCUAUACUCCACGCUCAAACCCUGGAGGCUUCGGAAUCGCCCCCCACUGCCUGGAUGAGGGCACUGUGCGGAGUAUGGUCACUGAGGAAUUCAAUGGCAGUGAUUGGGAGAAGGCCAUGAAAGAGCACAAGACCAUCAAGAACAUGUCUAAAGAGUGAGCUUCUGCCUCUCCUGCCCUGAAAAGGAGGAAUGAUUGGGGCCAGCAACUUCGCUUUCCUUGCCGUGCCUCGGUGGUGCUCCUGAAUGUGGCUGACCUGGGCUGCUGGUUCCGUUGACUAGGGCCAUCUUGAUCUCUGCAGUUUGCUCCAGCUACCAGUUUCUUUAGGCAGCUCUUUGUCCUCCCUCUGCCCAGAUUUUGAUGUAGUCUAGUUGACAUCCUUCUCUUCCCAACUUUUGUGUGAUCUUUUAGGAAAAAAAAUAAAUAUUUUUAACAUUAAAGCAA